AUGGCUACGAUUGAGAAUGCUUUCGCUUUGUGUCCAAUCUUUUCCGACGAAAACAAGAUUUAUGUAACUCCCUCAGAGGAGAGAGGUUGUGCUACAGUAACACACAAAGGUCGAUGUGUUGAUAUACUUAAGAUUGAAGAUCAAAAGAUUGUCCAGAGCUGGUCUAUGAGACAUGGAAUGAUCAUUACAGCACCUGUAGUUUAUAGCCAAACAGAAUGCAAAUAUAUAGCUGUGCAGAAUAAAGAGGAGCUUCGUUUAUGGGCAAGAGAUCAGCACAACCUGGAAAAGGCUAAGAAAAAAAGUGUGCCACAUCCAAUUCACAGAGUUUUCUCUCUGCCCAACUUAGAACCCAUAGUUUUGUUUGAAAAUGGCCAGAUAGAAGUUUUGAGUGCUGUCAAACAGAUUACAGAUACAAAGUCAUACACAGACGGAGCAGAGAUUAUAUGGUGUGAGGCUGUCCGAUGGCAGGACAGUCCUGUUGUGGUUAUUGUGUCAAGGUCACAGGACAACAGACUGAAGGCCCAUAUCUGCAAACAUAAGAAAGAUAGAUGGGAAAACACCUCAGUUGAAUUGCCUGUAAAAGGGGAAGAGAUAAGCUGUUGUUGUAUGCCCAUCAGUCAAACAGUGCAGAUCUAUACUCUUUGCGGUAGUGGAGCCCUGUACUGUGUCAGUGAUGUGACCCAGUCCGCGGUCCAGGUGUUGACAUUGCCCGUGGGGGACUCCUCUGCCAUGGUGACUGCAGGGGAGAGCCAUAUAGCUGUGACAGGAGUGAAGCAGGAUGGAAAAGUUGGGCUUGGUAUUUUCGAUGUAAAGUUUGGAUCACUUCUGGCAUGGAAACCAUACCCAGAAGAAAAUUUCAGAGUGAAAAAGCUGUAUGUGGCAGAGCAGCACCUGUUUGUGGUAUGUGGAAAGGCACUGUAUGCCUACAGGUUCAGCUGUGGUGCUUGUACUCUGGCCAGUGCCCUUGGCAGCUUUACCAGUGCAGAAACAGGGAGCAAGGAAGAUGACUCAGAGAAACUCUCACUUUCCUGGAAAGUUGGCAAUCCCCAGGUUACAGAAAAGUCUUGUGCUGAUGUUCUCUCCUUGUUUGAAAAAGUCAAUAAUUCUUCCAAGACAUCGACAAUAGAGGACUUCCGAGACAUGUUCAACCUAUUGAUGGAAGUACUGCAAAAGCCAGACUACCAGCAAUUCUGGACAAGUCCAUACAUGUCUGAACUUAUCAGAAGAUUAGCUACGGAGAAAAAGUUCUGGCCAAAAGAGGAAAUUCUCCAAAUUAUCAAUCAAGGAUUUGUUCCUCCUAGUGUGAUGGCAGACUUUUUUGAAGCAUUGAUUCAGCACAGCGACCUGACACUUUUACAUGCAGCAACAUCUCACCUCCAUGAUAUACCAGAAGCUCAGCUUGUCAAGACCCUCAACUUCUACAUGAGUUGUGCUGACGGAGAGUUUGCGGAAGUUUGUGAUAAGCCAGAGACUAUGGAAGAACCUGCCGCAGAUGAUGAUGGACAUACACGUACAGUCAAAUGUCCGUUUAGCUUUGCUAAGACACAAUUUAUAAAUGCUGUGGUGGCAUUACCAUACAAUGACGUCUUCCUUCUUGAAUGUUUGCAAAACUUUAAAUUUGAAAAUGUUCUGAUCCUGAUGCAAUAUUUACAUUAUUGUUUUACAUCAAAUAACCCUGAUGAGGACAUAAAAGGCUGUGCUCCUUCUCUGUUACAGGUUGUAGACUGGAUGUGUUUGUUAGUGGAUGCUCAUGCCACUCAGCUGAUUCUUUCCCCUGAUGCCAGGCCAGUAUUGGUUGACCUUCAUCAACUUGUUCAUGAACAGCUGGAGUUUUAUGAUGAAUUAAUCAGUCUGGAAGCGGUGCUGUCCCAGCUGAAGAAGAAUUGUGCCCCUUUCAAAGAGAGAAACGUGGGAUUAUAUUGUAUAGAGGUCUUGCAUAUUGCCUGACAAAUUUCUCAUGGACAUUGGUAUUGACUGUAGCAGCUGUGAAUUUGGAACCUCCAUUGUUACUUAAAAGAUGUGAAUAAAUGUUACCU
This is a messenger RNA of Liolophura sinensis, 2036 nucleotides long. RefSeq names its product nucleolar protein 11-like. The transcript has 16 exons. Gene Ontology annotation, biological process: maturation of SSU-rRNA. Gene Ontology annotation, molecular function: RNA binding. The record is from RefSeq and is a predicted model, not a curated record. The coding region runs from base 1 to 1947 and encodes 648 amino acids. Gene Ontology annotation, cellular component: nucleolus; nucleus. NCBI's taxonomy places the organism in Eukaryota, Metazoa, Mollusca, Polyplacophora, Chitonida, Chitonidae.